Messenger RNA from Mycena indigotica, 2361 nucleotides. Its product is annotated as Glycosyltransferase family 32 protein. Gene Ontology annotation, molecular function: mannosyltransferase activity. The record is from RefSeq and is a predicted model, not a curated record. Lineage: Eukaryota; Fungi; Basidiomycota; Agaricomycetes; Agaricales; Mycenaceae. Gene Ontology annotation, biological process: mannosyl-inositol phosphorylceramide biosynthetic process. Bases 1 to 2361 code for a protein of 786 amino acids. The transcript is spliced from 6 exons.
AUGUACGGCGAUGACCCAGAAACGAGCUUGGACGACAUUUCCCUAGGACAAGUCCAAGCUCAAAGAGAUGUUGAUAUGCCACUCGCCACUGACACGACCUAUCUCGUCGUCGACACCAAUGUCCUCCUCGACAAGCUCUCGCUGCUUCAACGAUUCAUCGACGACGUGAAACCCACGCGCCAUUCGGUGCUCCUCAUCAUCCCUGGCGCUGUUCUCAACGAAUUGGACAAGCAGAAGAAGACAGAGAGGCUUGGGUGGUUCUCGCGGCGAGCUUCAGUGUGGAUGGUCAAGAUGGUCAAGGAAAGACCAUCGUAUCUUCGUUGUCAGCGCGAUGGCGAAACGUGCAAAGUUUCGGGGAAUUGGAGGGUCAGAGAACCUUCGGAGAAGUUUGGCCAGGAGCAAGGUCGUUUGAAUGAUCGACUGAUUUUGGACUGCGCUCGGUUUUUUGUACGACGCGGGCGUACCUGUCUAUUAACGGGCGACCAUAACUUGAUCAAUGAAGCCGAGAGCAAUGAAGUGAAAGCCAUCUCUCCUUCCAGCAGCCACGAUCUUGCGCUUGUGUUGUUCGGGAGGGCUCUCAAGGAGUUUGCGGCACGUGAACCAGAUUAUGCUGGCCCCGGGAGCAUCCAGGACGACGACGCGAUGGAUGUUGACGACGAUACCAAAGUGAGCUACGAGCAGGCGAGCGAUUUGCUGCAUAAGCAGGUCAUCAACCAUUUUACGGGAUUGUUGGUGGCCUUGGUUAGUCGGAUAGGCGGGCCGGAGCUUGAAGACCCUGCGACUGCGGACGGAGGGACUGUUGCAUCUAGACAUGCGCCGAGAUGGAGAAACUACGCGAAACCAAGCAGAAUGCGCCGGAGAAGAGCUUUGUUCGCGGUUCUCACCUUGCUUGGCCUGUUUCUGUUUGGCACGGUCGUCGUUCUGAGCUCGAUAACAUACUAUCUCUCUAUCGACCCCAGCGCCUACCUCAAUGAAAUCGAGGUCCCUUAUACCGACCCGUCGUUACGCUGGAAUGCCACAGAGCACGGUCAAGUCGAGCGCAUACCUCGCAUCAUCCACCAGACAUGGAAGACCAACUCCCUGCCCGAGCAGUACCAACAGUAUUCCGAGGCCUGCCGUGCCAUGAUGCCCGACUACGAAUACAUGCUCUGGACCGACGAGAGCUCACGUGAAUUCAUCGCGCGUCACUAUCCGUGGUUCCUCAACACGUUCGACGACUACAGCUACGCCAUCCUGCGGGCUGACGCGAUUCGCUACUUCGUGCUCUACCAUUAUGGCGGCAUUUACCUCGACAUGGAUGUGGGAUGCUUGCGUCCGCUCGACCCUCUUUUGGUAUACCCGGUAAUCCUCCCCAAAACGAUUCCUGUUGGUGUCUCCAACGACCUAAUGUUUGCGCAAAAACACCACCCGUUCUUCGCCCAAACCAUCCACAACCUUGCGACAUUCGACCACUCCUGGAUCCUGCACUACCCGACGGUUAUGUUCUCAACGGGACCGAUGUUCUUGUCGGUCCAGUAUGGCAUCUUCACUGCCCAGCGGGUGUCAGGGGGCAAUGUCCGCAUUUUACCGAAGGCGCUAUAUGGCAAGAACGCUGAACCUGCCCCCCACUCGUUCUUUUCGCAUUACUACGGCAGUAGUUGGCACUCGGACGAUGCUGCAUUCAUUCAGUUCCUGGGAGAAUGGGGCAAGGGGCUUAUGUGGAUUGGACUUGCUCUCCUGAUCGUUGGCACAGCGAAGGUUUGGCCCAACAAACAGCGGCGGCGCAAUCUAAGGAGAAUUGGUGGCUAUGAUGUUCUCUUCCCGCGCCGUUCGGGACGAUGGCAAAUACAUCUGGGUGAGCCAGCCUCUGGAACUUCGACAUCACUACCUUCUCCCGAUGGUAGUGAGCAAGGCUUUGAAGAUCUCUCUGUGCUCCACCUCCCAAUUCAUGUACAUCCAUCUUCGCCAACAGGGUCGGAUGUCUCUAGCGAUCAGCUGCCACCAUAUGACACCGGCUCCGUUUUCGAUGUUGUUCGCCGCCUUCGUAACCGCUUCGUAACCAUGGCCGGUGGUCGGCCGAUUCCCCCGCCACCACCGCCAAUACCGCGGACUCCAGUACGCAGACGCCAGCGCUACAACAAUGGCGUGCUUUUCUUUUUGCCUGCCAUGUUUGCCCCGCCGUCUGAUAUCGAGCUGGGUGCAUCGUUUUCGAGGGCGCAGGCUGUGCAGCCUCCAGUGCCGCUGGUCACGCAUCCUUAUUCGCGCGGUGAAAAGCAGCGCUAUGAGGAGGAGUACUAUGCAGAGGCGUCACCCGUUGAGCUCCUCACUGACGGUGUGGCCACUCUGCGCUCUUCUCCGAAAGGAGCGGCACCGCGGAGGUGA